Messenger RNA from Trichoderma atroviride IMI 206040, 942 nucleotides. RefSeq lists its product as uncharacterized. The record is from RefSeq and is a predicted model, not a curated record. Gene Ontology annotation, cellular component: core mediator complex; mediator complex. NCBI's taxonomy places the organism in Eukaryota, Fungi, Ascomycota, Sordariomycetes, Hypocreales, Hypocreaceae. Gene Ontology annotation, molecular function: transcription coactivator activity. Gene Ontology annotation, biological process: regulation of transcription by RNA polymerase II.
AUGUCAAAUCCAAACGACCCCUCCCUCGACGAGAUCCAAUGGCGAUCCCCCCAAAUCGUAGCCCAGAUGGGCGGCCUCCACUCCAACACAAUCCUCUUCUACUUUGCCGAAUCGCCCUUCUUCGAGCGCACCUCCAACAACGCCGUCAUCAUGGCCCAGGCAAUGAACAACAUGGCCAUGUACCACUACAUCCAGACGCGCGAAGCCUUUGAAACGCGUCUCAAGACAAUGUCGGGCCUGGAGUUCAUCGUGGGGGAGGAGCCUGCUGAGACGGGGCCGGGCAUGGGAACGGGCGUUUGGGUCAUUCGCAAGCAGACGAGGCGGAAGCGAUACCAGGAUGACGACGAAAUCACAGUCCACGCCUCGUUUUUUGUCGUGGGGGAGAAUAUCUACAUGGCACCCACCUUGGCGGAUAUCCUGGCAUCCAGAAUUAUGACUAUAUCUUCAGCAAUCGCAAAAGCUCUACCAGCCGCCGAGGCAGCCCGCAAAUGGCGUCCAUCCACAGGCCACGUUUACACACUCCCCGCAAGCCAACCUCCCACCACCCAACCCAAACCGCAAGAGGAGAAGCCCGUACUCGACGAGGCCGGCAAAUCAGCAUCUACUGCAGCAGCAAAGCACGACGCCCCUUCCAUGGACAGGGUCGCCGAGGAGUCAUUGCUGAUCCACCUACGGUACGGAGGAGAAUACAUCGACGAGAUCCCCAUCACUGGAAAGCCUGGGGAAUUCCACCUCUCUUCGACGGGCCGCAAGCCGGUGUUGCCUCCUCAGGGCGCCGCUGCCCCGACUGGAAUUAGUGCUAUGAGCGGGCCUCCAAUGAUAAAUACAAAGCUGGACGAUAAAAAGGAUGGCAAGGCGGACAAGACGCCAAAGUCGGCUACAAUGCCGAAGCUGAAGAGGAAGAAGAGCAAGAUGAGUCCUAGCGUGACUCCGGCGGCAACC